AUGGGAACUUUAGUUCAAUCUGUUGCUGUUUUACUGUGCACCGUAUCUGUAUCUGUUAUUUGUUCAUAUGGAGUUAUUGGAGUGAAUGGUUAUAUCAAAUACAACACUGGUAGUGGAAUUGUUAAGGGAAAAUUGAAUGUUCAUUUGGUUCCCCAUUCGCACGGUGAUCUGGGCUGGCUCAAGACAAUUGAUCAGUACUAUGUCGGAUCAAAUAACAGUAUUCAGGGUGCAUGUGUGGAAAACGUUUUGGACUCGGUUGUCAUGUCAUUGCACCGUGAUCGUAACAGGAAGUUUAUAUUUGCUGAAAUGGCAUUUUUCAAUAGAUGGUGGGAAGAGCACAGCCCAGAAAUUCAAGAUGAAGUAAAAAAACUUGUUGAUGCUGGCCAGUUGGAAUUCGUAAAUGGUGGCUGGUGUAUGCAUGAUGAAGCGACUACUCAUUAUAUAGACAUGAUUGACCAAACGACCCUUGGCCAUCGACUGAUAAAGAGUCAGUUUAAUAAGACUCCUCGUGCUGGAUGGCAGAUUGAUCCAUUUGGGCACUCUGCAGUUCAAGCUUACCUACUUGGGGCCGAGCUGGGAUUUGAUUCCAUUCAUUUUGCACGGAUUGAUUAUCAAGACAGAGCAAAACGUAAGGCAGAUAAAUCUCUUGAAGUUAUAUGGCAGGCUUCCAGGACAUUUGGCUCCUCUUCUCAGAUAUUUGCCAAUGCAUUUCCUGUUCAUUAUAGUCCACCAAAUCGGUUCCAUUUUGAAGUAGAUGAUGACUUCAUUCCAGUCCAGGAUAAUCCCCUUCUUUUUGACUUCAAUGUCAACACACGAGUUCAUGAUUUUAUCAAUGCUGCAACGAUUCAAGCAAACGUGACUCGAACCAAUCAUAUUAUGUGGACGAUGGGUGAUGACUUCCAAUAUCAGUAUGCUGAGUCUUGGUUCAAGCAAAUGGACAAACUAAUUCAUUACGUUAACAAGGAUGGCCAAGUGAAUGCUUUAUAUUCUACUCCAUCUAUCUAUACCGAUGCAAAACGUGCUGCCAGUAAAUCUUGGCCUCUGAAAACUGAUGAUUAUUUUCCAUAUGCAGACAGUGCUAAUGCAUACUGGACUGGUUAUUUUACAAGUCGACCAGCCUUGAAGCGAUACAUUCGUUUUCUGAGUGGAUAUUAUCAGGCAACUCGGCAACUGGAGUUUCUGAUUGGAAGGAGAUCAGCUGGACCUAAUACUUACAAGUUAGGUGAUGCUUUAGGAAUUGCACAGCACCAUGAUGCUGUCACUGGUACCGCUAAACAGCAUACUACGAACGAUUAUGCAAAACGCCUCUCAAUUGGAGCAUCUGAGGCGGAAGUGACUGCUAAUUCAGCUUUGUCACGUCUGAUUGAUUCAAAAUUGAAUGGCCGGUGUGCUAAACCCACAAUGACCUUUAGCCAGUGUCAGUUACUCAAUAUAAGUUUCUGUCCAUCUACAGAAGAUAAUAUUCCACAAGGAAAAAGUUUGCUUGUGGUGGCAUACAACCCACUUGGAUGGGAACGUACUGACAUUGUCAGGAUCCCUGUUAAUGAUCAUAACCUUGUUGUUAAAGAUUCUGCGGGAAAAAUUAUUGAGUCACAAUAUGUGGAGUUGGACAAUGUUACAAGGAACCUGAGAAGCUUCUAUGUCAAGGCAUAUAUUGGAAUUUCACCAAAAAAAGCUCCACAAUUCUGGCUUUUCUUUCAAGCAUCCGUGCCACCUUUGGGUUGGAAUACUUUCUUCAUUUCUAAAGCAUCUCGGAGAGGAAAUAGUAGAACUAUGUAUGUAUCAACAAUGGAUAGUCCAAAAGAAGAGACAAUUGAAAUUGGGCCGGGAAACUUGAAGUUGUCCUUUUCUUCUGCUUCUGGGCAACUUAAACGCAUGUUCAAUUCUAAAUCUGGGAUUGAUAUACCAGUACAACAAAGCUAUCUUUGGUAUGCUUCAAGCCGGGGAGAUGCUGAUUUCCAGAGUUCCGGUGCUUAUAUUUUUCGACCUAAUGGAUCGCCACCUCAAGUUGUCUCAAGAUCAGUUCCCUUGAAGGUCAUAAGAGGACCACUUGUUCAUGAGGUUCACCAGCAAUUCAGUUCAUGGGUUUACCAGAUUAUUAGAGUUUACCGAGAUAAAGGUCACGCUGAAGUUGAGUUCACUAUUGGUCCAAUUCCUACGGAUGAUAGUAUUGGGAAAGAAGUUAUUACAAGAAUGAGAGCUAAUAUGGUCACAAAUACAGUGUUCUACACUGAUUCCAAUGCGAGGGACUUCCUCAAACGGGUUCGGGAUUAUAGACCUGGGUGGCCCCUCGAAGUUACACAACGUGUAGCAGGAAACUACUAUCCAAUCAAUCUUGGAAUUUUCAUAGAGGAUAAGAAAUCUGAGUUCUCUAUUCUGGUCGAUCGAGCAACUGGAGGAGGCAGCAUUAAUGAUGGAGAAAUUGAAUUGAUGCUUCAUAGGCGCAUUCUAAAUGAUGAUUCUAGAGGAGUAGGUGAAGCACUCGAUGAAUCAGUAUGUGCAGAUAAUACAUGUGAAGGAUUAACGAUUCGGGGAAAUUAUUAUAUGAGCAUCAAUAAGCUUGGUACUGGAUCCCGUUGGCGCCGGACAACUGGUCAAGAAAUUUAUUCACCCCUGGUUUUAGCCUUUUCGCAUGGGAACACUGAAAAGUGGAAAUCUUCUCAUUUGUCUAAGGCCACAUCGAUGGCUGCAAAUUAUAGUUUACCUAUCAAUGUUGUAUUAAUUACAUUGCAGGAGUUAGAUGAUGGACAUGUGCUCCUCCGUUUGGGACAUAUAUACGAGGCUGGUGAAGAUACUGAUCACUCAUCGCUUGCAAAAGUUGAACUGAAGAAGUUGUUUGCUAAAAAAAGGAUAAAGAUGCUCAAGGAAACAAGCUUAUCAACAAACCAAGACAAGUCUUGGAAGAAGAGGACGACUUGGAAAGUCGAAGGUGAAACCAGCAGUGAGCCAAAUCCAAUUAGAGGUGAUCCCAUAGACAUGUCAAGUCUCAUCGUUGAGCUUGGUCCAAUGGAGAUCCGGACUUUCCUCUUGAAAUUUUAA
Molecule: messenger RNA, 3039 nt
Organism: Fraxinus pennsylvanica
Lineage: Eukaryota; Viridiplantae; Streptophyta; Magnoliopsida; Lamiales; Oleaceae
Source: the annotation of a GenBank genome assembly